Messenger RNA from Theobroma cacao (cacao), 1807 nucleotides. RefSeq names its product Zn-dependent exopeptidases superfamily protein. Gene Ontology annotation, biological process: proteolysis. Gene Ontology annotation, molecular function: aminopeptidase activity; zinc ion binding. The record is from RefSeq and is a predicted model, not a curated record. Lineage: Eukaryota; Viridiplantae; Streptophyta; Magnoliopsida; Malvales; Malvaceae.
UCUUUUUGAAAUAGUCAGUCGAUCUGAAGGCCGGGAGGGGGAGCCAGCUCUCCAAUCCCAAUAUAUGCGUUCAAAAUUAAGCAACCCAUUUACAGAGGCUUGGCUUGGAAGUGAGCGGAACCCAUGGCAGCGAUAAGUCGAGUGCAACUCCUACACCACCCUUCAUCAGUCUUCUCCAGAUUACCUCAUUCGCCCUCCUCCUCCUUCGCCUUCAGUCUCCGCCGCCGCAAAUUCUCCAGCUCUCCUCCUCUGCUCUGCUCACUAUCAUCAUCGUCAUCAUCAUCAUCCACGAAUGCGUCCAUAGUUGGAGAUCUUUUGGAUUAUCUCAACGAAUCCUGGACUCAGUUUCACGCUACUGCUGAAGCGAAACGACAGCUGAUUGCUGCUGGUUUUCACUUACUAAAUGAGAAUGAUGAGUGGGACCUUAAGCCUGGUGGACGCUACUUCUUCACUAGGAAUAUGUCUUGUUUGGUUGCUUUCGCCAUAGGAGAAAAGUACAUUGUUGGUAAUGGCUUUCAUGUUAUUGCUGCGCAUACAGACAGCCCUUGUCUCAAACUUAAACCAAAGUCAGCUUCAUCCAAGUCCAAUUAUCUCAUGCUCAAUGUACAGACUUAUGGAGGUGGUUUGUGGCACACUUGGUUUGAUAGAGACCUAAGUGUUGCAGGAAGAGUCAUAGUUAGAGCUAGUGAUGGUUCAUUUCUCCACAAGCUUGUCAAAGUAAAGAGACCUCUUCUACGAGUACCCACAUUGGCAAUUCAUCUUAACCGCACAGUGAACACAGAUGGAUUUAAACCAAAUCUAGAGACUCACCUUGUUCCACUACUUGCAACAAAACCAGAAGAAGAAGCUGCAGAACCAAAAGAGAAAAGUAGUUUGUCUUCCAAGGCUGUUCAUCAUCCACUACUUAUGCAGAUUUUGUCAGAUGAGCUGUGUUGUGAUGUUGAUGACAUAGUCAAUAUUGAGUUGAAUAUUUGUGAUACCCAACCUAGCUGCCUUGGAGGCGCCAACAACGAAUUUAUAUUCUCUGGAAGGUUAGAUAACCUUGCUUCGAGUUAUUGUGCUUUGAGAGCUCUGGUUGAUUCAUGUGGAUCACCUGGUGAUUUAUCAAGUGAACAUGCUAUUCGGAUGGUUGCUUUAUUUGAUAAUGAGGAGGUAGGUUCGGAUUCAUUUCAAGGAGCUGGGGCACCAACGAUGUUUCAGGCAAUGAGACGCAUUGUUGGUUCCUUAGCGAAUAGUUAUGGUGGUGGGAGUGCCUUUGACCGUGCAAUUCGCCAAUCUUUUCUUGUAUCUGCUGAUAUGGCCCAUGGAGUUCAUCCAAAUUUCAUGGAUAAGCAUGAAGAACACCAUCGGCCAGAAAUGCGUAAAGGUCUUGUGAUCAAGCAUAAUGCAAACCAGCGUUAUGCUACCAGUGGAGUAACAGCUUUUCUCUUCAAAGAAGUAGGAAAAAUUCAUAACCUUCCUACUCAGGAUUUUGUGGUAAGAAAUGAUAUGGGAUGCGGAUCCACCAUUGGUCCAAUACUUGCUUCAGGAGUGGGCAUACGUACUGUUGAUUGUGGCAUUGCUCAGCUUUCUAUGCACAGUGUGAGAGAAGUAUGUGGGAAGGACGACAUAGACAUUGCUUACAAGCACUUCAAGGCAUUUUACCAAAUUUUCUCCAGCAUAGACAGGAAGCUGAUUGUGGACUAAUUGUGUAUUCUUAGUGUUAACGAAUAUUAGAGAGAGAAUAGAAAGUUAAAAUUAUCGUGUCAUUCAUAUUUUGGUGCUCAGAACUUCAUUAUUCAAAUAAACCAAUAUUUUCUUCCUCCAA